Molecule: messenger RNA, 2010 nt
Organism: Pseudopodoces humilis (Tibetan ground-tit)
Lineage: Eukaryota; Metazoa; Chordata; Aves; Passeriformes; Paridae
Source: RefSeq, a predicted model, not a curated record
AUGGUCCAAAAAUAAGGAGCAACUAUGUCCUUCUCUCAGUUCGGAUACCCCUACAGCACCACUUCACAGUUCUUCGUGCCCGCCAGCCCCAGCACGACCUGCUGCGAGGCCGCCCCUCGCUCCGGGCCGGAUGCCUCCUCGGCGCCGGCCGCCGCCUCCCUCUGCUGCGCCCCGUACGAGAGCCGGCUGCUGGCGCCCGGCCGCGCCGAGCUCAAUGCCGCGCUGGGCAUGUACAGCGCCCCGUACGCCGCCGGCCAGGGCUACGGCAACUACCUGCCCUACGGCGCCGAGCCCGCCGCGCUCUACACCGCGCUGAACCCCCAGUAUGAAAUCAAAGACGGCGCCGGCACGUUGCACUCGGGAAUCGCGCAGCCCGCUACCUACUACUCCUACGAUCAUUCCUUGGGGCAGUACCAGUACGACAGGUACGGGACGGUGGAUUUCGGUGGUUCAGCCAGACGCAAAAAUGCAACGCGAGAGACGACGAGUACCCUCAAGACCUGGCUGUACGAGCACCGCAAAAACCCCUACCCCACCAAAGGAGAGAAAAUCAUGCUGGCUAUCAUCACUAAAAUGACCCUGACGCAAGUGUCCACUUGGUUCGCUAACGCCAGACGGAGGCUUAAAAAAGAAAACAAAAUGACCUGGUCUCCUAAGAACAAAGCGGGGGAAGAGAGGAAAGAAGAAACCCCGAGGGAAGAGGAUGAAUACAGUGCGGAGGCAGAGCAGAAGAGCUACAAGGAGGACAAGGACCUGCGGUUCAGCGACCUGGAGGAGGAGGAAGAGGAGGAGGAGGAGGCGGGGAAGCCGGAGAAGGGCCGGACCAGCUCCCUGCAGGAAGCCCCCAGCCUGGGCGCGGCGCUGCCCGAGGCUCCGCGGAGCGACUGCAGCCUGCCCGGCCCCUUCCACGCCUUUCCUUGUGCCAAGGCCCCCGCCGCGGACUUCGCCCCCGCCUCCUUGGCCGCCCCGCCGCCGCCCUACGCGCCCGCGGAGAAGCCGCGCAUCUGGUCGCUGGCGCGCACUGCCGGGGCCAGCGCGGUGCGCAGGGGCAGCCCCGAGGGCCGCGGCGCGGAGGGAGGCGGCGGCGCGGCGGGGGAGCAGCCCCAGCCCGCCAAGGUCUUCCGGAGCUCCGCUUUCAACCUGCAGCCGCUCCCGCGCAGCUGCGCGUCCCACCGCGGCCUGGGGGAGCCGUGCCAGUUCGCGGCGGCGGGCGAAGGCUUCGGGCGGGGCGCCAAGGGCGGCCCGGGAGGCACCGAGCUGGGUGGGACCUGCCUGGACAGGCUGCGGACGGCGUUCCGGCCCGUGCUGCGGAGGGAAAUCAAUCUGGAAUAUCGAGUAGACUUCUGUAUGUUUACUAAAGGCUACUCAAGACGAGUGGGGCUACAUAACUGCGAGCCCUCUGGGUUUGCGACCGGAGAAGCAAUUCGUAGGGGAAAGGAGGAGCUGCAGGUCAACGCAGGGAGAUGUGACAGGGCUGUCCCCGGCCUCGGCCCCGGUAACAGCCGCGGCCCUUGCCGGGAGCAGAGCAGUCGCGGCUGCGGCGGCACUGUGAAAGAAGGCAAAUUUGGUCGGGCUUUGGAGGAUCCGGGGAGGAAAGGGAGGGGGAGGGUUCUUGCAAGGCGACUUUUCCGCCCUCCGCUCCCACCGGAGAGGACAGGUAUAAUCUGCCUUGGGAACACAUGUGCAGGUUUCCCACGCGUGUCCGCACGGCAGAGCCAGGCCGGUCCUCCCUCCCGGCUGUGUGCCGGCCGCCUUCGCCCAUCCCGCAGGGGAGCGACCCGGCUUCCUCCCGUUCCGUUUCCCGGCGGCUUCGGCAGAGCUCCCCGGGAGGCAGCUCCUGAGGUGCUCACGGGACACGAAACCUGCACAGACCCCGGAGCCCGGGGACGGCCGGGAGCUCCCCUGAGCUGCCGGCUCUGCCCCCGGCCCUGGAAUCCCCCGGCCGCCAAAGAGCCGCGAAGCCCGCCGGGGGAGUUAAUUAGGCGGGUGCAGGCCUCGGGCUCUCUUUAG